AUGGGCAUUUUCUGGGACAUGUCGCUCGCUGAGUGGCUGCUCGCCUGCUCGCGGCGCGCGCGCGAGCUCGCGCGCGACCCCGCGGCGACGGCGCCGCGGCAGCGCCACCGCGCGCGGCUUUUCACGCGCCAAGGCGACGUGGAUCAGCGCGCGGCCGAGGCUAGGGCUGAGGGCCUCCUGUGCGGCGGCGACGCGGCGGGGGCAGUCGCCGCGGUCAGCGACGCGCGCGGCGCCUUGCUGGUGCUCAUCCUCUACGCCGCCCAGGCCGGCCGCGCUGACCUGGCGCUCGACCUUUCCAAGCGCGCCGGCGCCCCGUUCAUCUCUAUGCUCUCCCCCGCGGCCGCGCUGCGCGGCGGCCACCCCGAACUCGCCAUGCGCCUCGCCCGCGCCCCCGGCGCGGCCGUCGUGGUGCCAGGCGGCCGCGGGCUCUUUGUGCUCUUCGCGGCCGCGCGCUGCGGCGGGGUGCCGCCCGGCGUGCUGGCCGCCGCCGCGGCGCUCGCGCCGGAGAUGGACGCUCCGGAGGCGUUCCCUCUGCUGGCGCGCGCGUGCCUGUCUCGCAGCCCCGCGCGUUUCGGCGGCGGCAGUGAAUACGCGGGCGAGGGCGGCGGCGGCUGCAGCGGCGCGCUGGACGCCCUCGUGGGCCUCAUCACCGCGCGGCAGCGCGGCGGGCUGACGGACGAGCAGUGCCAAGAGCUGAUGGAAGCGGCCGUCGACUCCGCCGUCGCCGGCGCGCACGGCGCCCUGGCCGAGCCGGGCGCGGCGCAGCUGCUCGCGUCGGCCGCCGCGCGCACGGGCAUGGAGCUGGCACUCACGACCAUGGCCGCCCACGCGGCGCUCGCCGAGGGGUGGGGAGCGCCGCUCGCGGUGGCGCUGUGCGCUCUGCGCUGCGAGCUGCCAGGCAGCGCGGUGCCACUCCUGCUGGUGCACGCCGCGCGGCUUUGCGCCGAGGUGCGCAGCGAAACGGUCAGCCCGCUGCUGCCCGCCGAGAUGCUGAGGUUUGUGAUGGGCGAGGCGCGGCACGCGGGCUGCGGAGCGGGCGUGGAGGCGCUGCUGCUGGGCCGCGGGCGUGGGGCCUGGGGGGCCAGCGGCUGCUGCGGCGGCGGCAGCGGCGGGACCGGAAGCGGGAGCGACGGGGAGGGCGGCGCCGGGCGUGGUGGGGCGGGCGGGGACGCAGAAGAGGGCGGCGACGGCGGCGGCGGCGGCGGCGGUGGCGGCGCUGGAGGGGACGGCGGCGCUGCGGGCGGGCGCCAGGGCGGCGUCGCGGCCGGCGGCGGUGAGAACGACGGCGGCGGCGGCGGCGGCUGCGCGGGCGGUGGCGACCCCCAACUGGGCGUGCUGUCGGCGAUCGAGAGCGGCACGGGCGGUCCCGAGAUCGCGGCGGCGAUGCGGCGACAGUGGCUGCAGCGGCAAAGGGAGCUGGUCGCGAUAAUGGCGGAAAUGAGUCCCGGGAUGCCCAGGGCAGCGCUGGCGGUGGCGGCGGACGCGGGGGCGCCGGUUGGCGCGGCGGGCCUGUCGUUUGCGGAGCACGCCUUUUACCAGAAGCAUGAACUCAUCAACGCAGAGCUGGUGGGCGCCAUCGCCGCCGCGGCCCGCAGUGGCUCGGCCUCCGCGCUAGAAGCCGUGCUCGACAGCGACAUGGCGGCUGCCGCGCGCGGCCUGCGGCGCAGCUACGGCGGCGGGACCCCGCUGCUGGGCCCGGACCACGCGGCGCUCGUGGCCGCGGUCGUGCGCGGCGAUGCGGCGCUCGUGAGGCUCCUCGCGCGGCGGCGAGCCGCGGCGUGCGGCGGCGGCCCGCGGCCCAGGACGCUGGCGGCGAUGCGCGGGUGGACGCUGGGCUUCAUGCCGCUUGCUGGCCGCCUGCUCGGGGGCGCCCAGCACGACAACGGCUUGAGCAUCCUGCUCGCUGCGCUGCGCCGCGCCUGCUGGGGCGGCGGCGCGAGAGGCGCGGGUGGCGGCGGGGGCGGCGGCGGGGAUGGGGCUGGUGGCAGCAGCAGCUUCCAUGGCAACGUGCUUGUCCCGCGGGCGCUGGCGCCGCCAGAGUUUGCGGACGUCGUGUUCGCGCUGGGCCGCGGCUGGCCUGAGGGCGGCCUGCUGCUGGAUAUGGUCGUCUCCGCCGCGCUGCCGACCUUGCAGCUGGCGGGCGACCCCGAGGCGCUCGCGCCGCUGCUGUGCCGCGUCGGCCGCGCGGGGCGGCUGCCGGCGUUCGCGUGCCGCGUGCGCUCGUCCACGGUGGGGAGGUUCCAGCAGUGCGGGGUCUCCUGGCCGGUGAGCGCCGACCUGGUGGCGGCGCUGGCUGCGUGGGUUGGGCGGGCGCGGGUAGUGCGGGAUGAGGGCUCAGAGGAGGACGAGGAAAGCGACGAUAGCACAGGGGAUGAGGACGAUGAGCCGCAGGGGGAGGGGGAGAGGGAGGGAGAGGGGGAUUAUGAUUAUGAUGCGGAGGAGGAGGAGGAGGAGGAGGAGUCUGAUUAUGACGAUGAUGAGGAGGAGGGGGAGGAAGGAGGAUAG
This is a messenger RNA of Monoraphidium neglectum, 2505 nucleotides long. RefSeq lists its product as hypothetical. Bases 1 to 2505 code for a protein of 834 amino acids. NCBI's taxonomy places the organism in Eukaryota, Viridiplantae, Chlorophyta, Chlorophyceae, Sphaeropleales, Selenastraceae. The transcript has 3 exons. The record is from RefSeq and is a predicted model, not a curated record.